AUGUGUCGAAUUAAUGAGGUACUGAGUUUACAGUGGAAGAACCUCACGCUGAACCCGGCAUGUCCCAGUACCUCUGACCCAACUACGUCAAUUAGCUAUGGUGUCUACAAACUGGAAGGGAGAAAGACGGAGGUAGCUGAAGGCCGCUGCUACAAUCUUCAUCGUUUAGGUGAAAGUGAGAGCCCAAUGGAUGUUCUAGAUCACUUGAAUAAAUGGAUUGAACCACAAGUGGAGCGAUAA
Phytophthora nicotianae INRA-310 is the source of this 240-nucleotide messenger RNA. RefSeq lists its product as hypothetical. The transcript has 2 exons. Bases 1 to 240 code for a protein of 79 amino acids. The record is from RefSeq and is a predicted model, not a curated record. NCBI's taxonomy places the organism in Eukaryota, Oomycota, Peronosporomycetes, Peronosporales, Peronosporaceae.